Syngnathoides biaculeatus (alligator pipefish) is the source of this 1219-nucleotide messenger RNA. It is a transcript of the gene rpl6, whose product is annotated as ribosomal protein L6. Gene Ontology annotation, molecular function: structural constituent of ribosome. Gene Ontology annotation, biological process: translation. Gene Ontology annotation, cellular component: ribosome. The transcript has 7 exons. NCBI's taxonomy places the organism in Eukaryota, Metazoa, Chordata, Actinopteri, Syngnathiformes, Syngnathidae. Bases 58 to 1191 code for a protein of 377 amino acids. The record is from RefSeq and is a predicted model, not a curated record.
UAAUGCGUCGUUAUAUGCGUCACUUCCCCGGAUGUCGUUCUUUUUUUCUUAGCAGAGAUGGCAGAGGGAGACAAAAAGCCUGCGGCGGGAGACAAAAAGCCUGCGGCGGGUGACAAAAAGCCGUCGGCGGGUAACAAAAAGCCGUCGGCGGGUGACAAAAAGCCGUCGGCGGGUGACAAAAAGCCGUCGGCGGGUGACAAAAAGCCGUCGGCGGCAGCCAAGAAGCCGGCUGCGGGAGGCAAGAAGCCGGCUGCGGGAGCCAAGAAGCCGGCGGCGGGAGGCAAAAAGCUAGCCCCGGGAGGCAAAAAGCCGGUGGCGGCAGGCAAAAAGUUUGUGGCGAAAGGUAAAAAGCCGGCGGCAGGAGACAAAAAACCUGUGGCGGGAGACAAAAAGCCGGCGGCGGGUGACAAAAAACCUGCGACGGAAGGGAAAUCACUAGCCAAGAAGGCGCACGCGAGCCGUAACCCGGUCCUGGCCCGGGGUAUCGGCCGUUACUCCCGCUCGGCUAUGUACGCUCGUCGCGCCAUGUACAAGCGGAAGACCAAGAUGUCCGAGACUAAGGUGGAGAAGAAGUUGAAAGCGAAACGCAAAACCUACGUUGUCAAGACCGUUGGCGGUGACAAGAAUGGAGGCACCCGUAAGGUCAAGCUUCGCAAGUUGCCCCGCUACUACCCCACAGAGGACGUCCCCCGCAAGCUGAAGAGCCACGGGAAGAAGCCCUUCAGCCAGCACAGGAGGCGGCUGCGCUCCUCCAUCACACCGGGCACCGUUCUCAUCCUGCUCACCGGCCGCCACCGCGGGAAGCGCGUGGUCUUCCUGAAGCAGCUCCCAAGCGGUCUCCUGCUCGUCACCGGUCCCCUCGCCUUGAACAGAGUCCCCCUGCGCAGGGCUCACCAGAAGUUUGUCAUCGCCACCAACACCAAAGUGGACAUCACCCCGAUGAAGCUCCCCAAGAUGCUUAAUGACGUCUACUUCAAGAAGAAGAAGCUGAGGAGGCCUCGUCACCAGGAGGGGGAAAUCUUCGACACGGAGAAGGAGAAGUACCAGCUGACCGAGCAGAGGAAGGCGGACCAGAAGGCGGUGGACUCGCAGCUCAUGCCGCUCAUCAAGAAAGUUCCCCAGCUCAGAGGAUACCUGCGCGGUUCCUUCUGCCUUUCCAAUGGUGUAUUUCCUCACAAGCUGGUUUUCUAAGUGUGCUAAUAAAAGGUUCUGGAACGUU